UGCAUCGAGCAACCUCUUCUCUAAAUAAAAUACAAAACUAGGAAAACCCUGGACGAGGUGUUUGCUGGUUUGUCAACCCGAAGCUAGAAACAAAACAUGGGACAAAAAGCUCGUGACGUGCAAAUAUUCUAGGCACUAUUUAUGUCAUUUUUGAUACUGUAAUUCUCACAUGGUUUGCAUUCAUUUAUUCUGUACCGAGGAAUAGAAAUGCCUAUAGAAGGGAAUAUGAAAAAAGCCAAUAAACAGCGGCUGUCAAUCCGUCGUUCGCACAGCUCUCGAGAUGGUGGCCUCAGACACCGGGUCUAUGAAAGUGACAGCAUCCUACCACAUGACAUUCGUUGCAGGCUUCAGAAGCUAUUUCAGCAAAUUGAGCAGGAGUUUGAGAGUGUUUAUGCAGAAAAUUUAACAUUGCAAGAGAAAGUUGAAACAUUAACAGAGAAACUAGAAGCUGCUCAAAUUGGACGUGCAGAAGGCGUCACAACGGAUGUUGACGGUACUUCAAAGGUCAAGUCCAAAACGUCAAAUCAAAUUUCUCAAUUAAUUCGUCCGAAGACAAAGGUUGCAUCAGGAAAGAAUGUGUUUAGCUUCAAAGGUCCAAGCAGUACAUCUUUAGGUCAGUUCGUCAAGUCAUACAAAGGUCAUCAAGAUGGAGUAUGGGAGGUCAGUGUGUCAAAGGGCGAGAAUCCUGUUCUUGGAACAGCCUCUGCUGACCGUUCAGCUCGCCUGUGGAGUAUUGAGACAGGAACGUGUGUGUUGCAAUAUGUAGGUCAUAGUGGAUCCGUCAAUUCUGUGCGAUUCCAUGCGAAAGAACCACUGGUCUUAACAGCCUCUGGUGAUAACACAGCUCAUGUAUGGAAGUCCACAGUCAGUCUGCCUGUUGCGUCGCAGAUAUCAGAGGGUAAUAGGUCAAAUCCAUCAAGUGGAGAUGACCUGGAUGGGUCAGAUAAAGAAGAUCAAGAUGGUGAUAGCGAGAACAUAAUUUAUGUGAAGACAGCGCAGUGUGUCCUGGAAGGGCACACUGGAGUUGUCAUUGCAGCUGAUUGGCUAGCUGGAGGCAAGCAGAUCGUAACUGCAUCAUGGGAUAGGACAGCUAGUAUAUUUGAUGUGGAAAAAGCAUCCAUCAUACAUUCACUAACAGGUCAUGACCAGGAUUUAACUCAUUGUUCAACACAUCCAUGUCAGAAGCUGGUUGUCACAUCUUCUACUGAUACAACAUUCCGAUUGUGGGACUUCAGAGAUCCCAGUAUUCACUCAGUCAAUGUUUUCCAAGGGCACACAGAUGCUGUGACAUCGGCAUCAUUCGUUCCAAAUGAUAAGGUAGUCAGCGGGUCGGAUGAUAGGAGUGUGAAAGUGUGGGACCUGAAGAACAUGAGGACACCAAUCGCUAUGAUUAGAACAGACUCAGCUGUCAAUAAGUUGUCUAUUUCACCAACAAGUCAUGUGAUAGCCAUUCCGCACGACAACCGACACAUUAGAUUGUACGACAUAAAUGGUGUCAGGAUUGGACGAUUGCCUAGGAGCAACAGAAAGGUAAAAUACAAUUGA
Anneissia japonica is the source of this 1545-nucleotide messenger RNA. RefSeq names its product WD repeat-containing protein 37-like. The transcript has 12 exons. Gene Ontology annotation, cellular component: preribosome, large subunit precursor. Bases 208 to 1545 code for a protein of 445 amino acids. The record is from RefSeq and is a predicted model, not a curated record. Lineage: Eukaryota; Metazoa; Echinodermata; Crinoidea; Comatulida; Comatulidae. Gene Ontology annotation, molecular function: protein binding.